This is a messenger RNA of Exophiala spinifera, 1818 nucleotides long. RefSeq lists its product as uncharacterized. The transcript is spliced from 2 exons. Lineage: Eukaryota; Fungi; Ascomycota; Eurotiomycetes; Chaetothyriales; Herpotrichiellaceae. The coding region runs from base 1 to 1818 and encodes 605 amino acids. Gene Ontology annotation, molecular function: NAD+ binding. The record is from RefSeq and is a predicted model, not a curated record.
AUGGUGGUACGAGAGCUUCUUCCCGGAGACCAUCGGCCUCUCCAGGAAAUAGCCGAUGUCCUCGCAAGGUCGCACAAGGUCCUGCUUGUUACCGGCGCUGGAAUCAGCACGAGCUGUGGCAUCCCGGAUUUCCGCUCCAAGGAUGGCCUCUACAACAUCAUCCCCGAACAAGCACUCCUGCCCACUCCUCCCGCAUCCCAGCCCUCAACGCCUUCAAAGCAUUGUGCGGACCUCGACGACUCUGAUUUCACGUUCUCGCAGUCCUCGACCUCGUCGAUUACCAGCCGGCGGGCAUCUACAAGUCCUUCGUCGAAACUCAAGGGCCAGGAUCUUUUUGAUUCGCGAGUGUUUCAAAAUGCAGCUUCGACCACCCUCUUCUAUCAAUUCAUUGCAUCUUUGCGACAGAAAAUACGCGACGAGGUACAAUCUACAAGCCCGACCCACAAGUUCAUCAGGGUCCUUCGCGAUGGCGGUCGGUUAAUGCGAUGCUAUACUCAGAACAUCGAUGGCCUGGAAGGAAGAGAAGGGUUGGUGACUGACCUGACACGAGGCAAGGGCAAUAAGCGGCGAUUCAUGAAGAAACACUAUGAAGCACCUCGACCUUCACAUACCCCUGGCACUGAUUUUGAUGGAGGUUGCGAGGUCGUGCAGCUGCAUGGUGACUUGGAGAAAUUGCGAUGCAGCAUGUGCGCCACACAGUUUGAGUGGACCGACGAGGAGACUGAGAUCUAUCUUGAGGGUGCAGCGCCGAGCUGCCAGCAAUGCUGCAUCAAGAGCGAGCAGAGACAGGCGAGCGGGAAGCGAGGCCUUGCAGUCGGGUCACUCCGACCGAAUAUCGUGUUGUACGGGGAGGACCAUCCGUCUAACACGCUGCUAACGCCAUUAAUCCCCUUUGACGCCGCAAGUCAACCUGAGGUCUUGGUCAUCAUGGGCACGUCUCUCAAAGUAUUCGGGUUGCAAAAGAUUGUUCGAGAAUUUGCAAAGGCAGUGCACUCUACUAAGGGCAGCAAUGGACGCGUAAUCUUUGUCAACCGCACAAAACCAGCAGAGACCACCUGGGACGGUAUCAUUGACGAUUUUGUAGCCAUGGACUGCGACGACUGGAUCCACGACCUCAAAUCAAGACGACCCGAUCUUUGGCUUCGGCAGGGUGACAUUGGAUUGACGGUCGCAAAGCCAACGCAACCAAGGCGAAAGAGAAAGUCGUCCGAUGAAGAUGGUGUUAGCAGACCUGUGAAGAAAACAAAACUUACAGUCGAGAUACCGACGAACGCGGGGAUUGCACAACAAACCCCUCCGCGUACACCUUCGCGAAAGGACUCGAUCACGAAACGGUACAAACUACCACCUACAUACCCCGGCCGAUCUGUACUUUCACCGUUGGCACAAGGCAGGCGACCACCAAUAUCGCCUUUAUCCAGCCCAGUUCAGCCAGAUGAUGAUCAAACACACACAACCCCAGCUAAGCGACACACUCCCGCUAGGCCGGCGUUUUCACCCUUCACUCCAGGAGUAUUGACCGGAAGUCAACUCAGGAUGGAAGUGUUUUGCGAAGAUGGAAAUCAAAGCAAGGACCACGAGAUCAAUGGACGGCCGCAAAUGCGAAGGGAGGACAUCCUUCCUAGAUGCACAAACAUGACACCACCCAAAUCCAACUUCCUGGCCAAAGUAUGGCAGCGAAUUCCAGGCAGGCGUGUUCUGCCAUAUGCAGAAGGAGUCAACAUACAUGCCGAAGCAUUGGCGGCCGAAGAGGAUAAUGACACAAUAAUAGUCGAAACGCCGUCCAAAGGCCCUCGUGCGCAAGAUCGACGUGAUUGA